This is a messenger RNA of Linderina pennispora, 703 nucleotides long. RefSeq names its product flagellar associated protein. Gene Ontology annotation, biological process: regulation of cilium beat frequency involved in ciliary motility; positive regulation of cell motility; cilium assembly. The record is from RefSeq and is a predicted model, not a curated record. The transcript has a single exon. NCBI's taxonomy places the organism in Eukaryota, Fungi, Kickxellomycota, Kickxellomycetes, Kickxellales, Kickxellaceae. Gene Ontology annotation, cellular component: ciliary basal body; motile cilium. Bases 4 to 579 code for a protein of 191 amino acids.
CACAUGCUUCGCAACGUCUAUCAGUCAGGAAUAUUGAGCGUGUUCAACAGCACGGGAUCGGAUCCGCUGGAGCUGUGGCAUUUGGCCACUGGCACUGGUGCAGAGAGCACAAUUGGGCUGGUUGGUGACGCCACUGCUGAUGGCCCAGUGCUCCAAAUAAUGAGUCCCCGACUGCCGUCCACGUACAUUUCCUGCCCAAGAAACCCAUCUGCGUCGCUCGGAAUAAAGCUGCAAUACAUGGUAGUGUCGCUUAAAUCAAUCGACCGCUUGUUCAGCUUCGAGGUACAGGUGGCAGACGACAGGGGCAUUGUUCGAUAUAUCCGCGCCUCAAACUUUGAAUCCGCGGCGGCAGUGGACAACCAGCUCACUACACUGCCACUGCAGCUUGAAUCGGGCUGGAACCACCUGACAUUUGAUCUGGCAGCCACGACGAGGCGGCUUUACGGCACGGCAUACCGAGAGGUUAUGCGGGUUACGGUUAACGCAAGCAUAUGCCUCCGUUGCAUCCUGUUCAGCGACACGAUCCUGGCCGAGGAGUCGAUGCCAAGCGAGCUCAGGCUGUAUCGCAAGCAAGAGUAGUAGAGUACACCAUGCCCAUUCCAGCAAUGCCUGCAUGUAAUAAACAGUGAAUGCGCUUGCAUGCGGGAUUGAUCUUCUUUGAGGCCAUUCUCAGUCGGCUCACAGCAUCGCACACGAAUAGAAA